ACACAAAUAACAAACAUAUCUCUAGGCGAAAAUUUUUCUACAAAAAUUUCGUUAUUUUUACUUUGAAAGAUGUUUCUUUAUGCGAAAUAAGUGGAAUGGAGAAUUCUACAAUCAAGGACGGGGAAUAUACGUCGACAAUUUAUUCUCUGGUCAGUUUUUGCUAAUUUUUAUGAAGCAAAUGUGAAAAUGUAGUUUUAUAUAUCAGUUUUAGUCUGUUUGUACAUUAUGUAUUUUGACAGUUUGUAUUACCUUGUUUUUGUAAAUAAAGUACAUUUUCAAGCACACUUUAGAGAUCACUUUUAAUACUGACUAUUUAUGAUGUAUGUAUACAUUUCUGCUAAAUAUUAGCAACCCCCCAUUAUAAAAUGGAAAAGAUAACAACCUCCCCCCCCCCUGUAAAUGAUCUUGGAUCACCACAUCCAUGAGGUCUACGGUGGGGUAACUUCCUUAUACUUAAAACUUUGGUCUAUCUUCACGACAAGGUUUUGAAAAAACUACAGUAAAUGUCCAACAGGAAUAUGUAAUACAAAUUAAAGUUAGAUUUUUAUAAACAAGACUCAAACCCUAACCUAACCCUAGAAAUUUAAAUUUAGUAGGAAAAAAAUUUGAAAAAAAUAUGAAAAAGAACGAAAAUGUACUUGCCGGGAUUCGAACCAUAAUGUAGGAACUUUCAAGCAGAUGCCGUUACCACUACGUCACUGCAUGGUUAAUUCACUGGAAGCAUUCGCAUGGUAUAUUAUUGUUAACCCAUUGAGUGCCAGCACUCUCCCCGUGAAGGGCAAAAUCAUCUGGCAUGAGAUAGAAUAAAAUGAUUUAGUAGGAUGCAUUUGGUGCAGUGUAACUUAAUGGGUUAAUUAUUAACUUUUAAAUCCUGUUUGUAGAUAAAAAGUCAGAAAUUUGACGAGGCAAUUAACCAUCUGACUCUAGAGCUCGAAAAUCAUCCCAAGGUGGGUAUCAUGCACUGAGCAUGUGUGUUAUUGAAGUGUGAAUAAAUAUGAGACUCAUUCAUUCAUCUUGUGUUUCAGUCUCGAGCUGCCUUGUCCUUGCUGGGAUACUGCUAUUUUCAACUGCAGAAUUUUGAAAAUGCUGCCGAAUGGUGAGUAUAUAAUAUCUUGGCUGGAUAAGCCACAGAAUGGCAAUACCAUAAUAUAUAUAUUUUAUUUUUACCAUUAGUUAUGAGCAGCUUAUACAGAUAAACCCUGAAGUGGAUGAAUACAAACUUGCAUAUGCCCAGGUAACUUUUUAUAAUCUGUCAGUCAGUGGGUAGGAUGGUCAAUCAGUUGGUCACUGGUCAGUGAGCGAGUUAGUUGGUCUAUCAGUUAUUCAGAGUAGGGGUGCACCGGAUUUCAAAUCUGGCCGGAAUUUUCUGGCAUCCGGCCGGAUUUGGAGAAAAUCCAGCCGGAUUUAAAUUUCUGUUUUCACCUUUAAAAAUUCACCAAGAAUGGGAGAAACCAUCAAUUUGGCAGCUUUAAAGUUUAAAAAACACUUAGUAUAUAUAUUAUUAUAAAAUAUUAAGUUAUUAAUUAAAUUAACAAAAAGAUGUUUAAAAAAGGUUUAAACACAAUAAAAAAUCUAAACUGACACUAACUAAAAAUAGUAAAAAACAUAAACCGUCAUUUUGAAUACUGAUUUAUCCCCAAUAGUCCCCAUUACCGGUUUAUCUCAAAUCCUGCAAAUCCGGCCGGAAUUUUUGUCCAAAUCCGGUAAAUCCGGUUCCGGCCGGAUUUGAAAAUUCCAAAUCCGGUGCACCCCUAAUUCAGAUGGAUGGUCAGCCAGGCAGCAGUCUACAAUGUCUUGUUAAAAUUAAGUCAGCAAGUCAGUCAGCCAGUCGGUUAGUGAUUGAGUUAGGUAGUCAGUCCAUUGGUUGUUUGAUACGUCAGUUUGUCGGUCAGCAACUAAAUCAAUUGGUAUUUCUUUUCAAGUCUUUAUACAAAGCUUUCAAAUACCCUGAAGCAACCAAGGCAACUUUUCAAAUUGAAAAUCCUGCAUAUCAGUCACAGGUAAGAUUGCAUCACCAAUCCACUCAGUAAUAUCAGAUUAUGAUAUUUUUAUAUUGUGUACAAGAAACUAAUUUUAUUUGUUCUCCAGGUGUUGAAGCUGCAAGCUGCCAUCAAGUAUGGGGAGGAAGAUUUACAAGGGGCUAAGGUGCUUUGCACUUUCUGUGUAAUUUCUUGCAAAUAUAUUCUGGGCAUUUGAAGUCAGAAUUAUGAGCAAUCAGCAUGAAUUUGUAAUACUUGCUCAAUCAUAUUUUCUGUAUCAUUUUAGAGCAUGGUGGAACAAUGUGCUGGAGAUGACCCUGAUGUUGAAAUUAAUCUUGGCUGUCUCUUAUAUAAGGUUGAAAUAUUAGGGCCAUUUUUAGUGGCAAAAAUAAUUUGCACGCACACUUGUUUGUACAAAAUGGUGAUGUUCUAAUUUAAUUUGCUUACUAAUUUAGGAAAAGCGUUAUUCCGAAGCAUGCCAAAAGUUUUCUUCUGCUAUGAAUAUUCUUGGCUAUCAACCAGGUUUGUUUUAUACAGAUGAAUGAUGUGUGUUGAGGAAUGACUCGUUUUGGAGUGUUAGCAUCAUUCAGUUGACUACUAAGUUUAUCUUUCUUCAUUCCUAAUCCUAGAUCUAUCCUACAACAUUGCAUUGUGUCACUACAGUCUGAAGCAGUAUGCCCCAGCUUUGAAGCAUAUUGCUGAUAUCAUCGAGAAAGGCAUCCGUGAACACCCAGGUAGGUACAAACAGGGCGUCUGGUACAAAUUGCAAAGCAUGCAGACGUGCACAUAUACAGCUGAAUGUAAUAAUUAAAGCAUCUGUUGUUAACCCUUUAAGUGGCAAUGCGUCCAGAUGCCCUACUUUAUUAUUUUAUUCUAUCUAAUGCCAGAUGAUUUUAUUUGUCAGGGGGAGAGUGCUGCUACUCAAUGGGUUAAUCAGAUUAUCUGCCUGUGCAUCAUGUUAUACCCUUUAAGUGGCAAUGCAUCCAGAUGUGCCCUACUUUAUUAUUUUACUCUCGUCUAAUGCCAGACAAUUUUACUUGUCAAGGGGAGAGUGCUGCCACUCAAUGGGUUAAAUCUUAUUUCUUCCUGUUGUUUUCUUUGUGCAAUCCAGAUUUUCAAAUACACAUCUUAUCUUAAAACAUUGUCUAAAACAUAGAGCUCAUCAUUGUAUUGCCAUGUUCUUUGUUAGAGCUAAGUGUUGGAAUGACGACAGAGGGAAUAGAAGUCCGAAGCGUUGGUAAUACCAAGGUUCUUCAUGAGACAGCAUUGGUGGAAGCAUUUAACCUCAAAGCUGCCAUUGAAUAUCAACUUAAAAACUGUAAGAAAACGUCUGUUAAAUCUUAUUUGACAUGUUGAUUUCUUUGUGCAAUCUUGAUUUUCUCAGGCAGUAUAAGACAUGAUCUUUUCUGUUUCAUCAGACGAAGCUGCUCAAGAAGCCCUUACAGAUAUGCCGCCAAGAUCAGAAACUGUAAGUUCAUUGCAGCUGUUGUUUAAACUGUAGCUUUAACGAUAGUUAACAUCGAAACGUCCAGCCCUUUGACAAUCAUAUAGUGUUGCUCAGAGUAAAGUCAGAUCUGUAAAAUAGUCUGGCAUUAGACAGAAUAAUCUUGUUUGUACAGGAACUUGAUGCCGUCACAUUGCACAAUCAAGCUUUGAUGAACAUGGAGGCCAAUCCAACUGCAGUAAGAAUUUAUUCAUAGUUGCAAAAAUAUUGACAAAAUUGUUAUUUAUGUUGCGUAUGAAAGAGAGUGUUACGACAUUCUAUGAUUAAUUUGUUGCAGGGUUUUGAGAAACUCCAGUUCUUAUUACAACAGAAUCCAUUCCCACCAGGUACGUGCGAUCAUACUAUACGCUUUAUAGCCCGUGUGCAGGCCCAAGGAAACUGAUACGCGGGCUACCAUUUACACAUUGUUUAUGUUCUGAAUAAGCAGAGAAAACCCCGCAACAUUUUAAUGCGAGUUUGUUUGUUAAUAUUUGGGUGUUGUCAUUGGUUCUUUUUUGACAAUUGACGCGUGAAUGGGGCGUGUUAUGAAAAGGGGUGUUUUACAAAAUACCGGGCCUUGCUUGCAGGCCCACUAUCAGUUCCCUUGGGCCUGCACGCGGGCUAUACGCUUUACCGAAAAUCGACUUGCUCACUUAGAAAUGGCUUUUCUAGGCUUCUUCAACCAUCUACUUAUUUUGUGAGGAUAUUGAUAGGUAGUGAAAAUAUGUUGUUUGUGAUGUUACUCUGAGUGUGCAUCUACACCGGGAAAGCUGAAAAGUUUGUCUGACCACGGUGGGAAUCGAACCCGCGACCUUUGGUGAUACUAGUCCCAUGCUCUACCAAUUGAGCUAUGAGGUCAAGUCAGUUCGAGUUGGUGAUAUUUUGGAACAGAAUCUAUAUUCCUUCAAUAUCGAUGUAUUCUAAGACAUGAUGAUUUCUGCGUGUGUUGGUGUUAUGUAGUGAAAAUAUAUUUUAAAUACAUGAAUAACAUGCAUGAAAAUAAAAGGAAAUUUAUAUCCUGCUUCCUCUUUUACAGAAACUUUUGGGAAUCUUUUGCUUCUCUAUGUUAAAUACCAGGUGGGUAUGCAUCUUGCGAACCGGUGCGUCCUCGUUCAAUGGUCCUUCAUGGACUCUACUGUUAGCAAUAGACAACUUGUAUGCAGGGCCGUAGCGACUGGGGGGUGUGAGGGCAAUUUCAGGUAAAUUCAGGUAGAUUUGCAGAAGAAAUUCAGGUAAAUGAACACAAAUUCAGGUAAUUUCUAGGCCCAGAGAAAGUUAAUUUACAAAAAUAAGUGUGAAUUUGGAAAAGAAUGAGGUUAAUUUACAAAAAUUUUAGAAAAAAAAUUUGGAUAAAUGGAGAAAAUUGCUGAUGUCCGGAAAAAUUUUUUUACGUCACGAAAAAUUUUGGUAUGUCCGGAAAAAAUUUUUUACCCCUAAAAUGGUACACUGACCGAAAAUUUUUUGGCGACGGAGGGGGGGGGGGAGGUCGAGUUUGCAUAUUUUGUAUGUUUGUAUUGCGCGCGGAAAUUGUUACCAUUUUUGAGCCGAAAAUGGUAACAAUUUCCGCUAACAUGCAAGUUGUCCAUUAUUUCCUUAUUUACGUAUUCUAUUUCUCGUUUCAGUACUAUGAUCUUGCGGCAGAUGUUCUUGCUGAAAACGCUCAUUUAACCUACAAGUUUUUAACAGCGGUAAGUACUAAUUGUUUAAAGUGCGACUAACCACUAAUAUGAUUUUUGGUAUGUGUAAUAUUUGGGUCAUUCGAAGAAGAAAUGUUAUAUAUCAGUGAUAAACUUUUUCGCUGUCAAAGUUUGCGGAUAUGAUGUCAUUAGGUGAAUUGCAAAUUAGUUUUCCGUUGUUUUUUGUACCAAAAAUUCACCUAAUGGCAUCAUAUCCGGAAACUUUGACAGUGAAAAACUUGAUCAAGAUGAGGUUUUUUACUAUAAAGAUAUAUUACAUUUCUUCUUCGAAUGACCCAAAUAUUACACAUACCAAAAUUUAUAUUUGGGGUUAGUCGCACUUUAAUGUUGUCUUUAGGAAGGAAACUUUGUAUAAUAACGAGGGUUGGCACUGAAGAAAUAUUCUAUGUUUUCUUCUCUAUAGUAUUUGUACGAAUUUUUGGAUGCGACAAUCACUCGACAAACUUCUCCCGAAGAGGUACAGUGACAUGCAUUCAAUUUGUAAUUAAUCGCCUUUUAUACAGUAGUGCUAUAGUGUAACAGUAGUGCUAUAGUGUAGUAGUAGUACAUACUCCACUUAAUGCUGGUUACACUAUUCAUUUUAGGCAUUUCGUAGUUUUGAUGAAAUGGCAACAAAACAAACUGAGCAAUUAAGAAAAUUAACUAAACAGGUAAGGAAACUCGACGGUUUGUAUUGCGUUUGUAAAAAAGCCCUUGUACUCCCAAAGUGUUUUGCUAAUGCCAUUGACAUGUGCAGGCUAACAUAGUACAAUAUGAUAUCUGACCAUCAAGGUUCAAGAGUCAAGACAAAAUCAUGACGAUGAAGCAGUAAAAAGAGCUGUAAACGAAUACGAUGAAGCUUUGGAAAGGUAAAGUAUCCAACAUUAGAAAGUUUCAGAUUCGACUUCCACUACCCCUACCUCUCACUGGGCUAGUACGCAUUUGAUUGGUUAGUCGGAUAUAUCAAACGCAUCUGAUUGGUUAAUUGGAUAUGUCAAACGCAUCUGAUUGGUUAAUCUGAUAUAUCAAACGCAUCUGAUUGGUUAAUCAGAUAUAUCAAACACAUCUGAUUGGUUAAUCUGAUAUAUCAAACGCAUCUGAUUGGUUAAUCUGAUAUAUCAAACGCAUCUGAUUGGUUAAUCUGAUAUAUCAAACGCAUCUGAUUGGUUAAUCGGAUAUAUCAAACGCAUCUGAUUGGUUAAUUAAUGGUCCCUUAAUGGUAGUGGUAAGUUGAAUUUGAACCUCUAUAUUACUGCAUCAAGCCAAUUUUAAGUAUUGGAACAGUAUCAAUGAAAUUGAAAUGAUUCAACUGUGUUUUGUUCGUGAUAUUGAAUUAUAUAUCCCAAUAUUUAGGUAUAUUCCAAUUUUAAUGACGCAGGCAAAAAUUUAUUGGGAUUUAGAAAACUAUCCACAAGUUGAAAAGGUAUACAGACUGAUAUAAUUCUUCUUUUUGCCCUUUCUUUUGCUUUUAAUUCCUGCCCCAGGGUGAAGGAUCUAUAAUUGAAUCUUUCACAAGCGCUCCCGAUUAGCUGUUUCAAAUGUGCGCAUACUAAUAUUUCUUCUAAGGUGUUCAGAAGUUCAAAUAUACCACAUGCCUCGCGCAAACCUAAUCUAGCUCUACGAUUAGUUGUAUAAACAUAAUAGUCCAUUAACCAAAGAUGAUUUUCAUAGCCCCAAUGAUCCCUAGAUAUUCUAUAUUUCCCAUAGAUAUCUUAUAUACACUAGAUAGCGCAUCUCUUUUAGUAAAAUUGAAGCCAAGAAUAUUCCAGCGGUUACUCCUAUUUGAAUAGAUGGCGGCCAUAUUGGUAGUUCCCACUCGCUAAUAAACGCUUAAAGAACAACAAUAACUUUCAUCAUUUGAAUAAUUUAAAAAUGUAUUUGGAAUAGGUUUAACUUACUGUUUAAGUUCCCUGUUUAAGAAAUAGAAAACAUACGAAUCUUCUCAUUUCAUGGGAAUAUCCUGAGUCUGCAAUCACGGCUUCAAUUUUUGAAUUGCAGAAUAAUUAGAUGCACUAUCUAGUGUAUAUAAGAUAUCUAUGAUAUUUCCUCCCUAGAUAUUCCGAAAGUCUGUGGAGUUUUGCAAUGAACAUGAAGUGUGGAAGUUAAACGUUGCGCAUGUCCUGUUUAUGCAGGUACUGUGGUUAGAUAAACUCUCAUUUCAACACUAGUACUGCUCAAAAUAACGGCCGGUCAACGUACAAUAGUGAGCUUAAGCAAGUGACAUUUUUGACAACACGAACGGCAUAUUGAGUAACGUCAGAAGACUGGGUCAAAGGCUGUGAUUGGUGAAAAACGUUAAUUUUACUUCCGGUCGACGUCCGUGUUGUAAAAAACGUCACUUGCUUAAGCUCACUAACAAGCGGCUAAAAAUGCCUCUUGACCGGUCACUUUUUUACCUCACCGAUCAUUUUGACCGGCCACAUUUUCAUGCCUUCUGAUGUGAUUCUGACGUCUUGAAUUAAAACAUGAAACUAUGAUGUAUCGAAACAAGUUUCUGAUAGUUUGUUUCACUGUUAGUGUAAGCGAAUCAAUGACUGGUCAAAAACAGAUUUUGACCGAGCUAAAAUCAAGUUGACCGGUCAUUUUGACCGGAGACCUAUCUCCCGUUAUUUUGAGCCUCAAUUGACUUUGUUAAGCUGUUCUUCGCGCGUGAAGUAUAUAUGAUUACCAGUUUAGUAAUUAUCAUGCUUUUACUUUAUUUUCUGCAGGAGAAUAAAUACAAGGAAGCAAUUGGAUUUUAUGAACCUAUCGUCAAGAAACAUUACGAUAAUGUAAGAAAGAUUGGAAUUAAACCAGAUGAGAGUGCAUGAAAGUUGACAGUCACGAGACCUUCGUUAGCUGUUCUUAAUGCUUUCCCAACACUAUCAUGUAUUCCUUUUUUUUGUUAAAACAUAGCUGGAACACGCA
This is a messenger RNA of Paramuricea clavata, 8045 nucleotides long. Lineage: Eukaryota; Metazoa; Cnidaria; Anthozoa; Malacalcyonacea; Plexauridae. The record is from the annotation of a GenBank genome assembly.